GUCGUGCUCUCCAACCUCAUGGUGGAGAAGAGGGCAUUCUAGGCUGUCCCUGCCCCUCACUUACCUCCAGCCCAGGCCAAAUCCCUAAGCUCUCUGAACGUCAGUCCUCUUUGCCCCACCUCCACCAGGGAUGUGAGGCUGCGAUGAAAUGAGUUUGAAAUGGCUUUGUAACCAUUAAAAGACUGCACUUUUAAUGCACAGGCCUGCCAUAUUCCUGUUGGAGGACAGGGUAGGCAUGGAUUAGAAAAAAACUACAAGCCUUUCUUGAUUGGGAAAACAUUUUUCUUUCACAGCUCAGCAUGGGGUGCAGUUCCUGCUGACUGCCUCACACAGAAGUCGGUGGGAGAAGCUGCCAGGAAGCCUUUCAUCUUUAAUUCCCUGGUGGUGGUGUGCCCUGAGCUGGGCAGAGACUGGAGCCAGCAAAGGCCUCAGCCAAGCUUAGCUCAGUCUUGCCACAGGAGCUGGGCUGGAUUCCCCAUCACUGCUGCUGAAAGAGUUACACCAAAUCUACCUGAAGCUUAGACGGUAAUAAGCAGAGGCCUGGGCUGUUGAGGGGACAGGAACAGAUCUGGGAGGAGAGAUGUGAAGUCAUAAUUCAGGUUCCAAAAGGUAGAAUCUGUUUAAAAUAGAUUCCAAGGAGUAUUGAGUUGAGGAAGGAGCCAGAUGGUUCUGUGACCUCCUGGAGCCAGAAGAAGCCAUGAGGGGAUGUAUCAGGAAGUAAGAGUCUCUGGCAGGGUCUGGACCCAAGGCAGAAGCAGGAUGGAUGGUCCCUGGUCCCAGACAGCUGUGGGGCUGGAGUGGCUUCCAGAGGCUGGGGUGGGCAGGAGCACCUCUCCCUCUUUCCAUCUUGCUGGGCCCUGCUAGGCCUUUGGAACAAUGGGUGCCCACUGUCAUGAGCUGUAUUCACCUGGGCCUCAUCCCAAGACUGGCCCUGCCUCCCAGCAGGAGCUGAUAACACUCCUGGGAUGGGCCAAGUCUCUGGUGGACAGUGCUUACUGUCCCUUCAGGUGACACUCUGUGAACCCAAAGAAGCCACAGUCAGGAACACAUCAGAGUUUCCUCUCUGCCAUCACCUGGGGUUGAGUGAGAAUGUGAUGCACACAAAUGAGGACAAGCCAUGUGAGCCUGAAGGAGGAGGAGCACCAGGCCUGUGGCUCUGGCCUUGGGAACGCCACCAGCAGAGCUGAGGGCAGGCAUUUCCCAUGGGUGCAUGGUAGACUACAACCAAAGGCGAGAGGUGGGAAGAUAGGCUGGACCUAGAAGAGGGUGGUAAAAGGACCAGAGGUUGCCAGGGAAGGAGCUGGAUUCAUCUUCUGGCUCUUUCAUGAGCCAUUCUUUGUUCCUUCAUAGGGCCUGAGACCUUAGAUACGUGGGCCCAGAUGCACUGGGCUUGUUUCUUUCUUAUUAACUCAGUGUCCAAGUGGCCAGCUCGUACCAAGUGCCAAGCACCAGGGAGCCAUGAGGGGCUUUUAGGACCUCUUCUGCCUCUGACUAUUUGGGUCACCUCAGGGGAGUCACAAAACUCCGAGUCAGUUUCCUCACCUGCCCGGCCAGCCUCACAGGGUGGUGUGGGUCAAAGGAGAGUGGGGCAGGACAGGGCUGUAAACUGAUCAGUCAUAUGGUAUUGCUGUGAUCAUUAACCAGGCUGAGUUCCUCAUCCAAGAAGAGAAGGUAUGCUCUUUGGGAGGGAUGCUUCUGUGAGCUGUAUGGGACCAGCAUCCCCUCCUGGAGAUGACUCUUCGGUAUAUGGCUUUUUUGCCUUCCGGCCCAGACCUUCCCAGAAAGUUUACCUUGCACUUACUAUGGCCUGUCCCCACUGCCACCAGCCAAGGGAAGAGGAGAAGGUAGAGCCAACACUUUGACCGUCUUUAGCUUCCUCUCCCAAGGUCAACUGUGGACUUUUCUCCAACAUUUCUUUCCAGAUCUCAGACCCAGCGUGGCGACAACAGCGUAAGAUCUGGGAUGAGAAAGCCACCCUGAGAGCAGAGCCAGGGCUUCCUCUGACUUCAGCCCUCCGAGGCUACCUGCUGCCUGGGACCCACGUGGUUCCUGUCCUGAGGGCCACUGCUGGGGAAGUGCUGCUGGAGCUGAAGCAAGGGGCCUCAGCCAGGCUGGAUAUUGAGGCCAAAGCUGAAAAGGAGGAUCUGAUUCUGGAGCAAACAAAUCUGAAAAGAGACUUCUCUGAAAGACUCUAGGGUGAGAUUCCAGAGGACUGUGCUUUUGGGGAAGCCAGAGAAGCGGGAAGCAGGAGAGCAGAGCAUUCGGAACAGCCUGCAGACAAGCAAGUGAGGAGAGACGAGCCACGUACUAGCCAGGUCCCAGCGAAAGAAAAGAAACGCCUCCGAGGAGAGAGAGGCCAGACCGUAUGGAACUUGCGAGAGGUGCCUGCCACAGCGCCAGCCUGGCGGCCCCCAGCACAAAUCUCGACACAUGUACUGAGUGUGGCAAGGCCUUUGGCCAGAGCUCCACCUUCAUCGUGCACCAGAGCAUCCACACAGGGGAGAAGCCAUACAGGUGCGGGGAGUGUGGGGAGGCCUUCACACACAGCGUGCACCUGAUCUGGCACCUGAGGGUGCACACAGGGGAGAAGCCCUACGUCUGUGGCAUGUGCGGCAAGGCCUUCAGCCAGGGCUCAAGCCUCAUCGUGCACCGGGGUGUGCACACAGGUGAGAAGCCAUACGUGUGCCCCGAGUGCAGCAAGACCUUCAGCCGAAGCUCUUGCCUCCUGGUGCACUGGCGGAGCCACACAGGCGAGAGGCCUUACGAGUGCCAUGAGUGCGGCAAGGCUGUCACUUGCAGCUCCUACCACCUGGGGCACCAGCGCACCCACACAAGUGAGAAGCCCUAUCGCUGCACCCAGUGCGGGAAGGCCUUCAGCCAGAGCUCCCACCUCAUCUCUCACCAGACCACUCAUGCCCAGAGGAAACACCCGCCGGCCUCCCUGGUCAGAGCCCAGUGUUGAUGGGGUCGAGGUUUCCAGUCUGACACUGGAUCCAACUAAGAGGAAGCUGAGCCCUUAUCAUCAGCCCAUCUCUGUGCCAGGUGCUGCCAAAUAAGGCUAAGGCAGCUUCCCGUGAGGGCCUCCACGGUCUUUGGAGACAAGACGCUUACAUACAUAAACACACAGAAAUGACUGAAGGACCCUAGAAGAUAAGACAUGAUAAAAUGCUGAGGUGUGUGCAGAGAAAGCAAGAUCCGCAUGGAGGGGAACACUGAUGCGGCCUCAUGGGCUGGCCCUGGGAGAAUGAGUUGGCACUGGGUUGAUGGGGAGAAACCUAGGGAGGGGAGCAGAAUGAGCAAAGGCCCAGGAAUGAGUCUAAGUGGGCCCCAGUGAGGUGGAUAUGAGUUCGGUGGGAGUGGCAAACCUGAGAUGCACGUGGGGAGGUAGGAAGACUCCCCAGGUCAAAAGCUCUGGUGUGUGGGUGCUGCAAACCAAGGCCAAGAUCCCUCCCACAGGACUCAGCUUCCCAUAGCAGUGUGACCCUGGGCAAGCCUCUGAGGGCUCUGAGCAUCAUUUCCACAGCUGUCCAAUGUAGGAGCUGGACAUGAGGGCCACUGAGCUACCUUCUCACUCUCACACCUGUGGUUUCAGGCGCUACAAAACCUUUGUCAGAAUGGGGACCGACAGAAGGGAGAGGGAGGUGUGGGGAGGAUGAAGCUGGUGGUGACUCAGGGUAGGCGAGUAGGAAGGGAAGAAAGAGAGAUGGGGAGACCGCACGGGAGGCAGCUAGAGAAAUCCAGCUAGUCGUGUCAGACUUGGGCACCUCCAGCAGGUAACCCUGCUCAAAUGUCUCUCUUUAGUGAGCGUCCAUUCAUUCAGCAGACAAGUUGUUGCCUUUUACAUGCAAGGCACCAUGCUGAGUGUGCUAAGGAAUCCACAGUGAGUGAGACCUGGUCCUGCUUAAGAAUGAGUCCAGCAGGGGGAGGAAGACCAACACCAGGCAGAACAUGCUGGUGGCAGGAGAGCCCAGGAUAAUUGUGGGAAGUUCAGAGAAGAGGGGAGCAUGAAGAAAGUGGCAUUUGAGCCAAGCCUUGAAGGAUGGGAAGGAUUUCCAAAUCUGAUGGGGGAGAGUUGUACCUAGGAGGAUUUGCCUGGAAAGCAAGGAGCAUGUUGGGGAUACAGUGCUUGGCUCAAGAGACAAGCCAGGCACGGCAGUUAUGCUCUGGAUGCAUGGAAAUGCUCAUGCUCUGUGAGUUGGCGUGUCCAGGAGUCUGAAACCCUUUCCAGCGCUGUCUCGUUUUGUAGUGUGGAAGUUUUAUGAAUAAAGAAAAUAUCUGUUGUACUUCCACUGUCACUAAGCAGUGUGUAGCUGGAAAGGCCAGUGUGGCCUGAUCUAGUAAAUAAAAGAGUCUAGCCCUGGUUGCCAGCGAUAUCAGUUGGGGGCCUGGCAAGGAGCAGAGAGUUUAAUGAAGGGGCAAUUUACAGGGGUGUGGCAGGGGACAGUGAGACACCAGAUAGCAGCAGCAGCUGGAGCCUGGGCCACCUCUGGCUUGAAGAGGCAAAGGAGUAAAUGUCUGGCUGGAGCUGGGGCGAGGGGCCUCUCCACAGGAGCUGUGGGGACAGAGGGAUGGCCAUUGUCAGAGCCAUGGUGCCAAAACAGAGAGGGAGCAGACACAAGUACCCUAUCUCUUUCUUGUCUCUCCCUCUGAUCUACCAGUGCCUCCAACCAGGAAGCCGGAGGUAAAGGGAAUCAGGGAGAUGCCAUCCACAGGGAUCUCCACCCUAGGGCAGAGAGAGGUGUAGGAUGGAUGUGGGGUGCAGAUGAGAAUACCCAGUACAUGGGCCAUGAGUAGAGAGUGACAGACGAAGCUUGUCCGUGGGUGUGUAGUAAGUGUCAGGAAAGGGAUCCGAACCCAGGUAGAAGUGGCUGCAGAGGCUGGGCUCUGGACACCAAGUGGGGGGUAGCAGGGGACGACAGGACUUGCCCUUAUUUUGGAGUAGGUAACUGAGAAGGGGAGUGUCAGGCAGGGCAGCAAUCAAAACAUUCAAUUGUCCCUGGUUUGGAGAGGGUCCCUGAGUCAUCCUGCUGAGCAGAGGUGGGGAUGUCUUGGGGGGUAUCCCUGAGUGGAGGACAAAUUCUCCUGUGCAACUGUGCCCCCAGUGUGGACAAGCAGUUUUCUAAGAGGUCCUUGGUGCACCCUAGAGCACACACUCUCCCUUGGGACUCUUAUUGCCACACUACCACAUCUUUCAGGGGACUCCGCUCCAUUCCCCAUCUACAGCCCUUUCAGUCCAUCUCCCAUAGCCUGUUGAGGGGCUCUAUGAGAAAGAAUUGUCAGCAUUUCAUGUGGAUAAAACCCCCAACCACCUGCCCCAUCCUGAUCUGUUCUUCUCCCCCAAAUGUUGCUUCUCCCUCUGGGUUAACACUGACGAUGCUCUAAGCACUUGGGCUUAUAUCUCUGGAAUUACGUCUCCUUGCUCUGCACACCCAACUCGUCAUAACAUCGUGGAUGGAGAGUACGCAGGUCACCUCUAGCAGGUUUCUUCCAUGCCACCUGUCCCCUCUUCCUGUGGCUGCCUCCACUGUUCAGCUCUGUACCCCCAGCCUGUCAUGCUGGCCUCCCACCUCUUCGUGUUGCUCCCCCACCUCUGGUGCACAUUCUUUAAACCAGGUGGAGGCAGGAGUUGAGGAAGAGCUAUUAAGAGCAGAGGACACACCAAGAGCUAGGAACUAACGCAAGGAGUGGUUAAAGGUAAUUCACAUUGGUAAGAGGCAUGGUGUGGAGUCAGGCCAUGUAAAUGUGCCCAUCUUUGACUUCUUUGACCUGAUUGUAACAUCUUUGGUUCCCUCAUUUAUUAAUGGGUUAAACAAUAUGGUUAACAUGUUCAUUCAUUUUAUAUUUGUAUGACUCACGAUUUUACCUUUUUUUUAAAAAAAAAUUAUCUUUUAACAAACCUCCCCUGAGUUCCUUUGCAGAGUGUUGGAAAUAAGCCUUAUCCAAACCAGCAAAGCCCAAGCGAGUUGCCAAGUUGACACUGUGACCCCUGCCCAUCUGUAGAAGACUGCGGUAGCUAUUGUUUUUGCCUGCCCAGCACACUGUCUCAUUCCCCUCCUUCUAACAGACUCCCUGCCCUGGUCAUAGGGGGUGUACCUGCUCCUGCUCUGGCCAGUUGCAAUACUCCAUCUGCUUAGCCACUGUACUUGAUUCAAGGGGUAGCAUGUCACAUAAAUAGGACUAAUCAGAAUUCUUUUCCUGGGAUUUAAUAAAGGGUCGCUGGGAAAAAAGGUUUCUUGGU
Molecule: messenger RNA, 6238 nt
Organism: Diceros bicornis minor
Lineage: Eukaryota; Metazoa; Chordata; Mammalia; Perissodactyla; Rhinocerotidae
Product: zinc finger protein 3-like
Exons: 2
Coding region: 2366-2962 (198 amino acids)
Biological process (GO): negative regulation of transcription by RNA polymerase II
Molecular function (GO): DNA-binding transcription repressor activity, RNA polymerase II-specific
Source: RefSeq, a predicted model, not a curated record